Molecule: messenger RNA, 957 nt
Organism: Lolium rigidum
Lineage: Eukaryota; Viridiplantae; Streptophyta; Magnoliopsida; Poales; Poaceae
Product: transcription factor MYB106-like
Exons: 3
Coding region: 1-957 (318 amino acids)
Source: RefSeq, a predicted model, not a curated record
AUGGGGCGAUCGCCGUGCUGCGAGAAGGAGGCCGGGCUGAAGAAGGGCCCCUGGACGCCGGAGGAGGACCAGAAGCUGCUCGCCCACAUCGACCAGCACGGCCACGGCUGCUGGCGCUCGCUGCCCGCCAAGGCCGGGCUGCGGCGGUGCGGCAAGAGCUGCCGGCUCCGGUGGACCAACUACCUCCGGCCGGACAUCAAGCGCGGCAAGUUCACGCUACAGGAGGAGCAAACCAUCAUCCAGCUCCACGCGCUACUCGGAAACAGGUGGUCGGCGAUCGCCACGCACCUGCCCAAGCGCACGGACAACGAGAUCAAGAACUACUGGAACACGCACCUCAAGAAGCGCCUCGCCAAGAUGGGCAUCGACCCCGUCACGCACAAGCCACGCGCCGACGCCGACACCACCGCUGGCUCCGGCGCGCGCUCCAGGGUCGCCGCGCACCUCAGCCACACGGCGCAGUGGGAGAGCGCGCGGCUCGAGGCCGAGGCGCGCCUCGCGCGCGACGCCAAGCUCAGGGCGCUCGCCUCGCCGCCGCCGCCGCCCGCGUCCAGCGUGCUCGACUCGCCCACCUCCACGCUCAGCUUCUCCGAGACCGCCAUGUUCGCCGGCGCGGCCCACGAUGUGCACGGCGUCGCGCUCGCAUCAGUCCAGCAACUGCAGUCGUACGGCAAAGCAGCGUGCCAAGACGACUGUUUCGGUGGCGGCACCGAAACAGAGUUCGUCGGAGCCGGGACGUUUAACAGUGCGCUUCUCGACUGCUCUGUCGCCGGCGCAGACCAGAGGCUCCUGGUGGCCGUGCCAGACGCCGACGACGGCGAUCAGAGCGAGGAGGGCAAGGGCUACUGGAGCAGCAUACUCAACAUGGUUAACUCCUCCGUCUCCCCGUCGUUGACCUCUGAGGUGGUGCAACACCCUGUGAUGAUGUACUUGCCCCCGGCGACGGAAGAGUUCUGA